This is a messenger RNA of Aspergillus chevalieri, 1113 nucleotides long. Its product is annotated as ferric reductase family protein. Bases 1 to 1113 code for a protein of 370 amino acids. The record is from RefSeq and is a predicted model, not a curated record. NCBI's taxonomy places the organism in Eukaryota, Fungi, Ascomycota, Eurotiomycetes, Eurotiales, Aspergillaceae. Gene Ontology annotation, molecular function: ferric-chelate reductase activity. Gene Ontology annotation, cellular component: plasma membrane. The transcript is spliced from 2 exons. Gene Ontology annotation, biological process: iron ion transport; copper ion import; intracellular iron ion homeostasis.
AUGGCCAUCAUGCUCGUCCAAUCCAUUACCCUCCUCCGCCGCAAGUGGUACGAAACAUUCCUCGUAAUCCACAUCGUCUUCGCCAUUCUCGUGGUCUACGCUCUUUUCAGACACACAAGCUUCGACGGCACAAAAUGGAACGGCUAUCUCUGGCCCAUGGUUGCGAUAUGGGGCUUCGACCGCACCGUCCGGCUCGUACGGAUUGCAUACUGCAAUCUCAAUGUUCGAACCGGGAAGUACUUUGCAUCUACAACUUCUUCGACUGUCAAGUACUGCAAGGACAGCGAUUUAGCCAAGAUUGAAAUGUAUCCGGCUCAGACCACCCUGGUCCCUCGACCAGGACAGUUCUACUACAUUUAUCAGCCGAUGUCGUUGAAGGGCUGGGAAAAUCAUCCGUUCACACUCGGUGCUUAUAAUGCCGACUGCAGAAUGAAAAAUGAGGGAAGUCAGCAAAGGUCAAAGUUGAUCUUCUACAUCCGGCCAUACGACGGCUGGACCAGGCGUCUCCGUGAUCAAUGCUGUAAGACAGACGGAGAAGUCCAUCCUACUCUGCUUCUUGAGGGUCCGUAUGGACAUGCAGCUCCAGUUCAUACGUUCGACACUGUCCUGAUGAUUGUGGGUGGGACUGGUAUCGCAAGCGCAGUGCCGUAUAUCAUCGAUCAUGUUUCGCGCGCAUCCAAGCCACAAACCAGGACGACAAGGAUUCGACUCAUUUGGUCCGCGAGACAGAGAGGGAUGUACUAUCAAGUCUUCUGUGAUGAGUUGGCUCAAAUAUUGGAAAAUCCUGACAUUUCGACUACGUUCUUUUGCACUACCGACAUGUCUACGUCGGGGCGUGCUUUUCAGGGAAGCGUCUCAGAGAAGAUUCCCAAGACUGGUGCUGUUGAUACCACCAAGCCUCUCAGUACAGGGAUUGAGUUUCUUCCGGGUCGUCCUCACAUCCGUGGGACUGUUAUGGCAGAAGCGCGGGCCGCGCAGGAUAGUUCGACUCGGUUGGCUGUCUUAGCUUGCGGCCCGUCUCCGAUGGCUGAUGAGUGUCGGGAGUCGGUGUAUGAGGUUAUGAAAGGGGAGUACCAAGAUAUUGAAUACUAUGAGGAGGCUUUUGAGUGGUAG